Molecule: messenger RNA, 1053 nt
Organism: Pyricularia grisea
Lineage: Eukaryota; Fungi; Ascomycota; Sordariomycetes; Magnaporthales; Pyriculariaceae
Exons: 1
Coding region: 1-1053 (350 amino acids)
Cellular component (GO): cytoplasm
Molecular function (GO): phosphoadenylyl-sulfate reductase (thioredoxin) activity
Source: RefSeq, a predicted model, not a curated record
AUGACGCAACCAUCAUCCAUGGAGUCCUCUCCGCGCAUGAAGCCCCUGCACGUCAAGUUCGAGGACGCCGCAGAGAUGGACUCGGGAUACUCCUCGGCCAGCUCGUCGACGGCAUCUCUGCCCCAGGUCUCCUUCACGCCCUCGCACCUGCGCCACAUCAACGACCAGCUCGAGAAGAUGCAGGCCAUGGACAUCCUUCGCUUCUGCCGGGUCCUCUUCCCAAACCUAUACCAGACGACUGCCUUUGGGCUGACGGGACUCGUAACGCUUGACAUGCUAUCCAAAAUGGAGAAGGAGUCUUCCUUCCUGCCUUCGGUCGAGCUAAUCUUCCUCGACACCCUGUACCACUUUGAUGAGACGUACCAGCUCGUCGAGAGGGUCAAGGAGCGGUACAGCAACGUCAAGAUGCACGUGUACAAGCCGGCCGACUGCGAGACGGUGGCCGACUUCGAGACCAAGUACGGCGAGAAGCUGUACGAGACCAGCUCCGAGUUCUACGACUGGGUGGCUAAGGUCGAGCCCCAGCAGCGUGCCUACUCGGAUCUCAACGUAGGUGCCGUCCUGACCGGUCGCCGGAGGUCUCAGGGUGGACAGCGCAACAAGAUCCCCAUCAUCGAGGUUGAGAGCGAGACGGGCAUCGUCAAGAUCAACCCCCUCGUCAACUGGUCAUUCCAGGACGUGCAAAAGUACAUCAAGGAGAAUGACGUGCCGUACAACGUGCUGCUUGACAGGGGGUACAAGUCGGUCGGCGACUGGCACUCGACCAGCCCCGUGGCCGAGGGAGAGGACGAGAGGGCCGGCAGGUGGAAGGGUCAGAACAAGACCGAGUGCGGCAUCCACAACAAGAAGUCGCGGUACGCACAGUUCCUCGAGGAGGCCGACAGGAAGGCUGCCGAAGCUGCCAAGGCUGCGGCGGCAACUAGUCAAGACUCUUCGCUCGGUAGCGAAGUUGCCGAUGACGCUCGUUGGCACGCUGCGAGAAGGCCAGGUGCUCGCCGGCGCCAACAUCAUCAACAAGGCCAUGUUCCUUCUGCCGUUGCUUCAUCGGCUUGA